Molecule: messenger RNA, 1809 nt
Organism: Rhipicephalus microplus (southern cattle tick)
Lineage: Eukaryota; Metazoa; Arthropoda; Arachnida; Ixodida; Ixodidae
Source: RefSeq, a predicted model, not a curated record
AUGACAGCAUCCGAAUGGAACUUGAUGAUAAUGAUGAUCAUGAUGCUGGCGCUCACCCACAAAGAGAACAGGCCAAGACCCGGGCGGCAACUGAGUUUGCACGUGCAAACUACUUCUUUGUUUCCUUGCUGUCGACGUGACGGGGACAUUCAGAGAAAGAAGAAGAGGGAACAUGAGCUCGUGCAAGAGGCGCGUGGCGCGUUGGUUUACGGAGCAGCGCGCUCUCGGACGUCCACUGUGUCAGCUGGCGAGCAGGAGCCACUUGGAACACUGUGCCUGCCAUCCUUGACGAACCCGCGUUCUUUAGGCGACCUCCACGGCGGGGCCUGCUGGCUCCCGUCGACCGUUCAACAGCACGUCUCCGCGGACCAGCGACCGACGAUGACCGCCAAGGACCACAUGCGUCAGAAGUUGGACGAGCUCAUGGGCACCGGCUGGGACGGCGUCAAGAACUCGCUCCACUACUCGGACCCCAAGGUGUGCCGCUGCUUCCUGCUAGGCCUUUGCCCGCACGACGCCCUGGCCGGCACCAAGAUGUCGAUGGGACCCUGCUCCAAGGUGCACAACUACGCACUCAAGGCAGACUUCGAGAACAGCUCCAGGCUGUACCGACCGGGUCAGCACCGUUUCUACGAGCUCACGGUGCUUACCUAUCUUCAAAAGGUGAUUCGUUCUUGCGAGAUUCUGGACCGGGCCAAGAAGGGCCGUCUGACGCGGUGCCAGUCGACGGCGCGCAACAAUCGUCAAGGUGACAAGGAGGCCACGCUGAAGUCCUACGGAGAACUGGUCGACAAGAAGCUCGUCGAGGCUGAAGAGCUCGGCAACGAGGGCAAGGUUCAGGAGGCGCUCACCGUCAUCAGGGAGGUCGAACGACUCAAGCGACGCCGUAACAGACUCGAAAGGGUGCUGGACCGCAAGUCCAACGAGCCUGUCAAGGAGCAGAAGCAGAACAUCUGCGAGGAGUGUCAACUCUGCAUCGGCCUCGACGACAACGAACAGCGCAUCGCCAACCACUCCAGCGGCCGACUGCACAACGCCAUGCUCGAGAUGCGGCGCAAGAUCACCGAACUCGCCACCAGCCUCGAGAAGUCGCAGAUGCCGGGCGACUGGGCGCGGCUCGACGCCGCCCAGCAGCUGACGAAGCAGUCCACGUCUCGUCUAGACCUGGCUUCCACAAGGGCACACAGCUACUCGCCCAGGUCUUCUAGGUCCGACAGCCACAGCAGCAGCAGCCGCAGUCGUAGCCGAAGUCGUAGUAGCCGGAGGUCUUAUAGCUACUACAGCAGCAGUAGGCACUCGUCGACUUCUCGAUCUAGGUCGCGUUCCAGAUCCCGCUCGACGCAUAGAGCUCGCUCCCGGAAGUCUCACUCGAAGCCGCACCGCAAGUCGCGUUCAUGGUCCUCGCGACGCAGAUUUUCUAGGUCUGGCUCGGGGGGCCGGUACAGCAGCAGCUGCUCGCGCUCUUCCUGCAGCCGUUCGCACAGCAGGUCACGGAGCUUCUCGAGCUGCAGCCGCUACUCUGACAGGUCACGAAGUCGUGGAAGGCACCACAGUCACUCCCGGUCCCGGAGUCACUCCCGGUCAAGAGGCCAUCGUGGUCAUCGAGGACGUCGUGGAGAUAGCGAGCCCCGGUCGAGCACUCUACGCAAAUCAGAUGGAUCAAAGGAAUCUCCAGACAAUGCCGAAGAAAAGCCAGCAUCAAUGUCUAUGCAGUCUCCUGAAAAGGAGACGAAAGAAUGUACCACGAAGGACCAUUCCAAGCGGUCUCGCGCGGAAGAAACUCGAAUCGCCGGAAAGGCCAAUCCAUAA